Ceraceosorus guamensis is the source of this 729-nucleotide messenger RNA. RefSeq lists its product as hypothetical. The record is from RefSeq and is a predicted model, not a curated record. The coding region runs from base 232 to 615 and encodes 127 amino acids. The transcript has a single exon. Lineage: Eukaryota; Fungi; Basidiomycota; Exobasidiomycetes; Ceraceosorales; Ceraceosoraceae.
CCAGUCUCGGUCUCUUGGGACGCGACGUGAGCCACACCGUGGUUGGAGUCCAGCACGUCCUCCCACAUGUCUGCGAUGCCCUCGGUGAUGAGCUUGGGAAUGUUGACCCACCUCUUCUCGCGCGAAGAUGGCUCGCUCUUUUCAUCCUCGACGUCGCUACCGUACCGACGUUGAACGUGGGCCAUUUCGAGGGCGAGCGCUCGACGGUCCACCGAUCCAUCGGAGUUUGUCAUGAUGCCGCGGCUGUUGGCUGCUGCUCGGCGGUGCAUGGGCAUAGUGAUGGCGCGCUUCUCUGGCGAGGCCUCAGCUGGUUGGGAGGCCGAGAUGGCGCAAAGGGCGAACGCCACGAGAGCAGAAGAGACUGUCGUCAGCUGCAUGGUGUUGGAUGCUGUGAAGUGGGAAAGAAUGCAGCGAAUGUUGAAAUGGCUGAUUGCGAUCUUGACCAAUCGACGAGAUAUGGGGGGCAAAAGCGUACGAGAGUUGCAGAGCAGGGACGUAGAAUGCAAAAGGCUGGACAGUAGAUGCCAGGAUUUGGAAGUGCUGAUACAGGGCUUGAAGAUUGAAAUGCCGAUAGAUCAGAGUGUGAGACGGAGACUGAACAGUAUGAAUGAGUGAAUGCGCGCAGUUAAGGACGAUCGAUUGUGAUGGGCGUGAGCAGACUACAGACUCGCUGACGACUGUGGCAAGGCCUCGAGAGUGAAUGCGAGAACGAAGCCAGACAAGCCCGUU